CUCUUCCCCUUCAUCGCUUGAUUCCUUAAAGCGAUCUAUCUCCACCAUCUCUCUCCUGUCCUGAUCGCCUUUGCGGUCGGAAUACUAUACAUCUCCCUCGCUCUACAACUUCCAUUUAUACCAAUAUCUGUGCCUUUGCCUUUGCCUUUGCCUUUGCCUUUGCCUGCGCCGUUGCCAUCGCCUGGUUGGCUUUAUUUAAAGGACAGCUGUCCCGAUAACCCCUCCAUCUUAAGCUACCACGAAGCUUGAAAACAAGUCGGAAAUAUUACAAUAGUUAAAACACCACCCGAUGCCUAUCGAACAACAUCCGGCUGGGCGGGCUCGCUAUGGUGGAUUGAGACAGUGGUUACGGAUAUGCUCCUUCACCAUUUACUUUGGUGGAUGUAUGCUUGUACUUCACUUGACCCAGAUCCUCGGAUUGCUACUCUAUCCUUUUGAUCGACCGCUUUAUUAUGCCUACAUUGCCAAAACUAAGGCGAACUUUGGUGUUCUUGUCACAACGAUAACACAGUGGUGGUCGCCGACUGUUGUUCGUGUUACCGGCGACAAGAGUGUUCGACACCAACUGAAAAGGACUCCCGGUGGGCGGCUCGAGUGCGAAUUUCCAGACCGUAUGGUGUUGAUCGCCAAUCAUCAGCUCUAUUCCGACUGGUUGUAUCUUUGGUGGAUAGCCUACACUGCUCGUAUGCAUGGGUUUUUUUACAUAAUCCUAAAGGAAUCCUUGAAAUAUGUACCUGUGAUUGGACCAGGCAUGCAGUUCUUUGGAUUUAUCUUUCUCGCCCGGAAAUGGGAGCAGGACAAACCUAGAUUUGUUCACCGCCUUUCAAAGCUUGCUGCCGGUGGAGGAGUGGAACCUAUGUGGCUCCUUAUGUUUCCGGAAGGAACGAAUUUGAGCGAUAACGGCAGAAAGACAAGUUCCAAGUAUGCUGAGAAGAUAAGUGUGGAGGAUUUGAAACAUUUAAUGCUUCCUAGAUCAACUGGCCUGAGGUUUUGCCUGGAGAAUUUGGGAAAGAGUGUGGAAUGGGUGUAUGAUUGCACUGUAGCUUAUGAGGGCGUGCCUCGGGGAAAGUUUGGACAAGACUUCUUUACCUUAAACUCAACUUAUUUUGAAGGCAGACCUCCCAAAUCAGUCAAUAUGCAUUGGAGACGAUUUGCUGUUUCCUCGAUCCCCGUUUCAGAUGUAGCUGAAUUUGAUGCAUGGUUGACCCUGCGGUGGCGAGAAAAAGAUGAUCUCCUGGAAUACUAUCUGGAGAAUGGACGAUUCCCCGAGGACGAAGAUGAAAAGCAAGGUAAUGGCAACAUCCAUGCGGUCAAAUCCGUGAGUGAGGAUGCAUCCAAAGCACAACGGAGGGUGAAGGUUAGGGAGCAACAACACAGAAUUAUAACAGGUGGAGGAAGCACUGCAGCUGGAGGAUGGGGGGGUCCCAUCGAAACAGAAGUCAAGUUGGGGGACUGGUGGGAAGUGUUUGAUAUGUUCAAAGUUCUUAUGACUUUUGCUUUAUUCGCCAAUGUGUUUUUCAAGUUGUAUGCUAUUGCCCAACCCUUUGGGCCACGAUGGUCAUCAUCCCUUUCACCGAACAGCCCCCCAGAGGCAAAAUAGAUGUAGAGAUUACACCUCAACCGCUAUAAACGCAAGAACUCCACCCUUUAAUAAAGCCCUACAAGAUUUUUGUUAUCGCUGCCGGGCUGUCGUCAUCCCGACGUUUUCCUUAGAUCGUAUUGUUUCUCUGGCGUUUCUUUGGAAAUUGGUGGCACGUGUAUUUUAAUUUUAACUGUUUUUCUCUCGA
Molecule: messenger RNA, 1787 nt
Organism: Tuber melanosporum (Perigord truffle)
Lineage: Eukaryota; Fungi; Ascomycota; Pezizomycetes; Pezizales; Tuberaceae
Exons: 6
Coding region: 290-1600 (436 amino acids)
Cellular component (GO): endomembrane system
Molecular function (GO): acyltransferase activity
Source: RefSeq, a predicted model, not a curated record